Linum trigynum is the source of this 432-nucleotide messenger RNA. Lineage: Eukaryota; Viridiplantae; Streptophyta; Magnoliopsida; Malpighiales; Linaceae. The record is from the annotation of a GenBank genome assembly.
AUGGCGGAGUGCCAAGCAAUGAAGGAGGAAACCGCUCCAGAGGAACAAGUCCACUUCGUGGCAAAUGCAAGGGUGAACAACCCGUAUAGCAAUAUUUAUAACCCCGGAUGGAGGAACCACCCCAACUUUGCUUGGGCAUCGCCGAAAAAUCCAAGGCCCUCGGGUUUUCAAGGCCCCAUGGGAAAUUUCCAACCUCGGUCGACCUUCAUCCAACAAAGACCUCAAGUCCAAGGCUCAAGCUUCCACCAGCCGUACCAAGCACAAGGUACCCUAGAGUUUCAACAACAACAACAACAACAACCCGACAAGCUAUCUAAGCUUGAAGACCUAGUGAACAACUUUGUGAGUACGAGUGCCCAAAAGUUUGAGAAGAUAGAGCAAUUUAUUGAUGUGGCGACUACCAAGUUUACCUCGGUUGAGGUGGGUCUCUGA